AUGGUUUCGAAACCUUUUCCGCCCUAUUUCUGGUUCUUCUCCGCAUUGGCGGAACCGCUGAGGUCUUUUAUAUGUGUCAUCUCAUUCCUAUGCCCCGAGUCAAAACUCUUUGACAAAAAGUUGGAACAGGAUGAUUGGGAGUGGGAAGACGGUAUAGAAGUUACAAGUGAUGGAUUGGUUUAUCCUAAGAUAAGUUUGGACGUAUCAAAUGGGGCGCUCUUUAUGCCAAACACCCACUUCACGCAAGCAGUGACACGAAGGUCAUUUGACAAUUACCUAAACGCUACAGAGAACGGCCAGCCUGCAGCCAGUUCCCUUUACUUGUCCAUCUCAAAAGUUAAGCAAGCGAUCAUUGCUUGUAUUAGAGCUGGAUACUAA
Penicillium hordei is the source of this 378-nucleotide messenger RNA. RefSeq lists its product as uncharacterized. Lineage: Eukaryota; Fungi; Ascomycota; Eurotiomycetes; Eurotiales; Aspergillaceae. The transcript has 3 exons. The coding region runs from base 1 to 378 and encodes 125 amino acids. The record is from RefSeq and is a predicted model, not a curated record.